Porites evermanni is the source of this 2130-nucleotide messenger RNA. NCBI's taxonomy places the organism in Eukaryota, Metazoa, Cnidaria, Anthozoa, Scleractinia, Poritidae. The record is from the annotation of a GenBank genome assembly.
AUGGCUAUUGCGUCUUUCGAGCUGUUUACUUUUCACUUUUGUAAGGAGCCGAGCACUCUACGAAUUCCGGCAGAAGUGGUAUGGAAGAGUGUACAGGUAGGAAAUAGGCACAAGCUGUUUGAAAUUAGCGAAUUACAUUUUGAAAUUCUUUCUCAAUUGUACUGUGCGUGGCGUAAAGUGUGUUCACUUCAGUGAACCUGGGUGUUUCAGGGGUUACCAUUCCGUUGCCACCCUGAUUUCAGUUUCAAUUUAAGCUGUUUUAGUGAUUCUGAGGGGAAGAGGCAAUAAGUGAAUUGUCACCCUCAGAGUGUUAUCAGACAUGUAACUUUGCAGCGGUUUCCAUGCAACACAAUUUUUUUCAGCCUGCCUCGUUUUCUUUUUCUACCCUUUUUUUUCUAGGUGGUUAUGCAAUUUUCUUGGCGCCCUGUAGCCUCACCUUUACGGGGGCCAAUGAGCGGACUUUAUUAAUUUUUGAGAAUAUAGGACUUUAUCUAAUGAGAACUUCAUUGAGCGGCCACGCACAGUUGCCAGCCAAUUUAGUUAAUCUUAUGUAAACUUUGAUUUUAAGGCCCCCCGUGAGCGAGCUUCAAGAAACGCAGUAAUUUAAACCACCCUUACGACAGCUAGGAUGGCACGAGGAAAGACAUAAAUGUUUUCGAGAUGAGGAUUUUCCACCGUGAUGGCCAUGUUUUUAGCGUAGAAUUUCUCACGCUCGGAAUCUAACGCUUAUUACUUAAAAUUUUGGCAAAUGUGAUGUUUGAUGUCUAAAUCGGACCUUGCCGUAAGUCGAAUUUUAAUAAUGUAUGUAUUAGUUUUUUGAGUUGUCAUUUAUGGCGAGUAUUUGUUCCAUCGACAGUUGAACAGUGCAACCUACAGACUGAGAAGUGACUCCAGCACAGCUUGUCUCCAGAGGAAUGAUGUAGAUGAAGCAGAGGUAGAAUUUUUGCUUACGCUUUCUCGCUUUGCUCUGGUUAGCUUUUGCACUCGAUUACUGAUAUGUGCAUGUCAAGUCUAGAGCAGUGAGUGAUGAAAUGUUAAAAGUGUUGAUAUUACUCAGCAUGUAGCCAUUUUGUUCAGGAUUGCCAAUGGCAACCAGGUUUUUAAGGGUAUAUUUGUUUUGUUGCACAACUAAUAUUUGAGUAACCGUGAGAGCCCUUCUGCUUUUGUCGUUGUUUUUCAUGCUCAGCAGAUAGAUAGUAACAGCAUAGCGUACGUACGGCAAGUCGAGCACCUCCUCUCGCCAAAUAGCUAAGACACUUCGUCAAAUACAGCUGAGUGAAGCAAUGAAAUGGCAACAUGAGAUUAAAAUGACUAAUUUACUUGGAAUGAAGUGGGCCAAAACCUUGAUAUCACAAUUCUUUCCAUUCUGCAUUUGCAGGCAAAAUACUGCUAAAUCUGACUUGCUUUCAGUCAUCUCCUUGCAAUAUUCGUGAUAACAGGGAAGGUGCUUGUGCGAAGUCAGCUACAGAGCCGCUACAAGAUAUCACUGAAAACAGUGAAAAGGGCCAGGUGCUACGAUGUUGACUGGGUCUUGUUCCCGCCGACCGAAUCUGUCAUAUUUACUUGUGAAUUUUGUUCAUUGUAGCCCCGUAAAGUGUUUGGAUACUUUGCCCUUGGUGUUUUACUCGGGUUAUUGGUCGGAGGUCUGAUUGCGGCCAUUAUAGUGUUGGUUGUUGUAAAGUGCUGUGAUAAGGGGAAGAUGGCACCCUACUACAUGGUAAGUACCGUCUUUGCAGAAGCGCAGUAAUUCACGUUAUUUCCCUGAUUUUUAAUGAAAACUUUUUUAAAAAAUAUUGGAUGAGGGUUUUAAGAUAUUCAUAAUAAUCAAGAUCGAGGUAAUUGUUAUCAACCGAGCCAGAGGCCGAAGCUGAUUUCACUUAACGAGUUGCGUUGAUAGCUAUUCAGUUUGAAGUAACAUACGUUGAAACAAAACAAUCCCAACCCAGAGUAGCAAAUAAAUAUUAUUUCUCCUUCUUUUAGCGCUUUACUAACACAUCUUCAAUGACAGUAUUGACUGGAGGCUCUCAGUACAUUUAUCAUGGUGAAGAACUACCAGACAAAAAUCCAGUAGAAAAACACUCUGAGUCAAGGUCAGAUAUAGAGCGUUGUGUAUUGUUACCAGCUUACUAA